AAUCGAUUUUAUUUCCAGCUCUAGUGAGCGAGCCAGCAAUACGCGAACGAUUUUUGCGCAAAAACGGAGUUUAUCAAUAAAUCGUUUCGUGCAAUUGCAGUGGAUAAGGCAAACGCGUGAGUGCGAGUGCAGAAGACUCUAAUUCGGUGUUUCGACCUCCAAAAUUGGACGUCUGCUCCGUGAUUCGGGGGUGUGAAAAAAAUUAAAAGGAACGUAGGCAACGAUAACAACAGGCGGAGAGAGAGAGAGAGCAGUGCGGAGCUCCGAGCAGAGUUGUGUGUGUGCGUGCUGCCAACUUGUCGCACCAACUCGGUGUUGGUGUUGUUCCCUCUGCUGCGGUGGUGCUGCUGGUGUUGUGUGCGUGUGAUUGGCUCUCUGAUUUGAGCCUUUCAAAAUGCCAUACCUGGCGCUAUAGUCCCUACAGGAAUCGUUGAUUUCGGGAGUUACGAGCCCCCAGCCACGGGUUAUAGACAAACACAUUGCAUCCCCCUUAAAAAUAUCUGCGGAUUUUUCAACAAGUUGCCAGCACAGCGUGCAACGCGCGCACAAACGCACACACACACACACAAGGAAACGACACGCACGCUGGAGAGAGGGCGAGUGAGAGGGAAAAAGAAAGGGAUAGAGCGAGCGAGAGCGAGCAACAACAACAAGAGGCAACGUUUUUAGUGAUGUCAUCAGAAACAACCCCUUCAAGCUGGCCAAAUUGAAGCGGAAACGGAAGCCAAACUGAAGCACUUGUCGGAGAGCGUCUCGGUGCUGCUGAAGAUCGCCAGGAUCGGCAACAUGGACAACAGCAUCGUCGAGGAAAACGGCAAUUCGUCGGCGGCCUCGGCCUCCAACGAUGUCGUUGAUGUCGUUGCCGCCCAAGCGGCAGCAGCAGCGGCGGCGGCAAGUAGUGGCGGCGGAGGAGGAGGCGGUGCUGGUGGUAACCCCCAGCAGCAGCAACAGAACCCACAGAGUACAACGGCUGGAGCGGCGAACAAUUCGCAGGGAGCGGCCUCCGUGCUGACCACCACCUCCAACUGCAACAUACAGUACCCCAUCCAAGCGCUGGCGCAGCACGGCCUGCAGGUGCAAUCCGUGAUACAGGCCAAUCCCUCGGGGGUCAUACAGACAGCGGCUGGAACACAGCAGCAGCAACAGGCGCUGGCCGCCGCCACAGCGAUGCACAAGGGCGUGGGAGUGGUCUAUGUGGCCAAGCCGGCCAACUCGACGGUCAUACACACGACCUCCGGCAAUGCAGUGCAAGUGCGUAAUAAAAUCCCUCCAACCUUUCCGACGUGUAAAAUCAAACCAGAGCCGAACACGCAGCAUCAGGAGGACAGCGACGAGAGUCUGUCGGAUGACGACUCCCAGCAUCACCGCAGCGAGCUGACGCGGCGGCCAUCGUACAAUAAGAUCUUUACCGAGAUCAGUGGACCCGACAUAAGCGGCGCAUCGCUGACCAUGUCCGAUGGCGUGCUCAACUCUCAGCUGGCGGGUAGCGGUGCGGGGGGCAAUGCGACGAACAGCUCACUGAUGCAGUUGGACCCGGCGUACUACCUAUCCAAUCGGAUAUCUUACAACACCAACAAUAGCGGGAUAGCGGAGGAUCAGACGCGCAAACGCGAGAUCCGGCUGCAGAAGAACAGGGAGGCGGCGCGUGAGUGCCGGCGCAAAAAGAAGGAGUACAUCAAGUGCCUGGAGAAUCGCGUGGCGGUGCUAGAGAACCAAAACAAAGCGCUCAUAGAGGAGCUCAAGUCGCUCAAGGAGCUCUACUGUCAGACCAAGAACGAUUGAAUGUGGGGCGUGCGCCUCCGCCUCCAGCAAAGGUUAUGGCUACGGUUGCGCCAUUCUGGAAAACGCAAACACGAACCGCCCGACAGCAGCGCUGCAUGGAUCCGCAUAUCAUCAUGAUUUAUAUACGUAUAGAAAGCGCUAUAUGUGGAUAGUGUGUACAUUAAGUGUUGUUGCGUUUAUACGAAGCUCAGUUCAUGGAAAGGCAUUCCAUGAAAUGGUCAUGUAUGAGCUAAAUGUGGGAUCGCGCUGUUGUUAGAACAGAGACGGAGACGGACGAUGGACGAUUGACGAUGGACGAGAGAACACAAUGUAAUUAUGUUUAUAAUUUAAAAGUUUAAUAUUAUGUUUAUGAUUUAGAAUUAUGCCUUAGUUUACUUGCUAAUUUAACGAUACUGAAGUUAUAUCCACAAAAAAUGUGUAUAGCCUAAGCCCAAAAACUCCCAUUCUCCCUAUGAUUCUACCACACCUCCCCCCCCAAGCCUAUUGUAAUUAAAAAUUUUGUUUUAUCUAAUUCGUAAUUAUUGCAGGACAUGCAAGUCUAGCGAAAGUGUUAUAUUUUAUUUCUUAGCGAAUUUUAGGAGGAACACACGAGAUAGGUAGAGAUACAAAGAGAGAGAAAGAGAUGUGUGGUGUCUUCUGAAGUCUCCCCCAUUAAAAAAAUUGUUUAAAAUUUAUCAAAUCACUUUCUCUUGAUCAAAAUACCUAGUGGAUCAAAAAAUUGUGAGCGAUACUUGAACUAUUGUUUGAUGUGAAAUAUUUAUAAUAUCUUAACGACACAAAAAAACUGGACAUAAAUAAUAAAAGAAAAGUCACUCGCUUUCGGUUCGCUAGAAGCUCUUUUUUGAGUUUAUUUACUAACGUUUUACGAUAGUUUUGUUUUGCUAUUGUCUUUUGAUCCACUGGGAAUAUAUGUUUUAUGUAUGUACGUGUUGCAGCGCAAAAAGUGUAACUAUAAAAGGAUUCAAAUUAGGUUUUAAUCGCACUUGGGCAAGGAUGAAUUCAAUUAUUCAAACACUUUGUUACAUAAUUUUAAACGAAACGAAAAUCGAAAUCGCAGCAGAACACCUCCCCUGUCUUUAAACAAACAGUUUAUAUGUAAAAUUAUAUAUGAGAUAUACGUAGCUAGCGAAUAUUUGUACACUAUUUGUAAUAUUUGUGAAUCUUGUUUUCAAUCAGAUAGAGACAGAGAAUAGAAAGAGAGAGAGAGAGAGAGAGAGAGAGCGAGAGAGGGAAAGAGAGGAAUAGGGAAAGGGUCCUGCCCCUGAAUCAUCAAAAAUAGAAGGCUUUUUUGGUAUGUAUAAAACACACGUAUAUAUAUGUAAAAAAAAAAUAAUAUAUAUAUAUAUAUAUAUAUAUAUAUAUAGAAAGCUAAACACUCUCGUUAUCUCUUGUGAUCAACUCAGUUGUUGUUAUGAAUGGUAGAUAUGGCGGGACAAUUACGAUAAAUGUAUGGAUAAACCAAGUUCAAGUUCAAGCGGAGGCACAAGGCCAGGCAGAACGAACUAUUUUUUAAAUGUAACAAAACAACCGGAAACGGAAAUGGUAAUAAAAGCAUAAGAAAUCAUG
This is a messenger RNA of Drosophila kikkawai, 3348 nucleotides long. RefSeq names its product Cyclic-AMP response element binding protein B (gene CrebB). Gene Ontology annotation, molecular function: RNA polymerase II cis-regulatory region sequence-specific DNA binding; protein binding; DNA-binding transcription factor activity, RNA polymerase II-specific. Gene Ontology annotation, biological process: regulation of transcription by RNA polymerase II. The record is from RefSeq and is a predicted model, not a curated record. Gene Ontology annotation, cellular component: nucleus; transcription regulator complex. NCBI's taxonomy places the organism in Eukaryota, Metazoa, Arthropoda, Insecta, Diptera, Drosophilidae.